This is a messenger RNA of Angiostrongylus costaricensis, 288 nucleotides long. Lineage: Eukaryota; Metazoa; Nematoda; Chromadorea; Rhabditida; Metastrongylidae. The record is from the annotation of a GenBank genome assembly.
UUUUCACAGAAGUUUAUGUAUCCACUGAUUUCUAUUGGUGCGGUUGUGUUUGUGUGCAUUUCGUUUUCAAUAUUCUGUGGAUUGAUCUGGUUACUACGAUGCCGCCGAACUCGACAACGAUUUAAAGGGAAUCAAACGGAUCGGCAGAUGGACGUCGAAUCUGCCAAGUUUCUCCAUCUUCCCGUGUCUUCUUUUUCUAUGUUCCGCUUGUUGGUAAGGGAUCUAUCUACUUGGUUCACAGUCCCUUGGUCAACAGUAUUACCAAUCUGCAUGCAACAGAUGGACUAG